Diabrotica balteata is the source of this 3162-nucleotide messenger RNA. The record is from the annotation of a GenBank genome assembly. Lineage: Eukaryota; Metazoa; Arthropoda; Insecta; Coleoptera; Chrysomelidae.
AUGAUUCUGAGGCGAAAUUCUCGAGAUACAAGUGGAUCCAGUGCUUCUAUUUUGGGACUUAAAGUAGUUGGUGGGAAAAUACUCGAAAAUGGAAUGACUGGGGCUAUCAUAGAAAAGGUUAAAAAGGGCAGUAUAGCUGAUGUGGAAGGCCAACUAAGACCUGGUGACGAGGUUAUCGAAUGGAAUGGUCGAUCUUUGCAAGGAAAAUCUUCCCAAGAAGUAGCCGAAAUAAUUGCCGAAAGUAGACAGGAAGCUAACGUAGAGCUAAUAGUUUCCAGAACUAUGGGAAGCCGAAGAGUGGCACAAGCAAGCUGGAGACAAUCAGCCGCACAGAGAGGAACUACGGAGCCUAUGUGGAACCAGACAUUUGUAUACUCAGGACUGAGGAGGGCAGAUCUCCGACUUCGUGCUUUAGAAAUAACAGUAUGGGAUUAUGUUAGAUAUGGAGCGAAUGAUUUUUUAGGAGAAGCUAUUGUUGAAUUGUGGCCUUUGGAGAAUCAACCAACGUGGAGAACGUUGGGUCCUCAUGAAGAAAUUGCUCUGACACCAAGCGAACAUCUCUCGCCACCUAGUACAGGGUCCAGGUUUUCUGACAGCGAUACGCCGUCGGAGUGUGAUAUUGAAGGUGGACGAGAUCGACGAAACGCAGAUGGAGCCAGCGUGAGUAGCGUAGGUAGUUCCACUAGCCCACCCCGGGAAAGUGAAAGGAGAUCCCGAAGAGAUCAAGAGACCAUGCAAGCAUAUCACAUGUGUAACAACAAUAGGAAGACCGGAAUGGUUGGUCACCGAUCCCAUUCAGCGGCUCCUUGCGAUUCUCCCAGCGUCCAUUUAUCUCGUUCCCGUUCGAAAUCACCCCGACGUUCCGCUACCGACCACCGAUCGCUCUCGCCACCGGACGUCCGCCUUACCGAAUACACCCCUACUACGUACAAAAUGUCGCGGUUUCAGUCGCGAAGUGCCACAGCGACACCUACCGGCUCGCCGAAAAAACGCCAGCUCCCUCAAGUGCCACAAGCGCUCGCCAGAGCGCUACAGGAGAGAGUAUCGCAGGACUUGGAAGGGACCAGUAUCAGUACCAGAAAUAGGAUGAGGUAUAUGCAUACUUAUAGAAGUACAGGAUCUGGCUGGGAGAGGAGGUAUAGUGGUUUAAGUGACAGUGAUCUAGCCAAUCAUUCAAGAUUCAACACCAGAAGAUGCUUCUCACCCGAAAAAGAAAGAGAACGGGAUCCCUUAGGCUUAGUGGAUUUUGAUAGUGAUAUGGAAAGUGUCGCGUCAGUUACCAGCAGUGCUUUUUCAACUCAAUCAGAAAGGCCGCGUGGAACCAGAGGAUUAGGGAAUAAACUUAUAGCGUCUAAUCCUGACGUAACAAAUUCUCCCAAAAACAACAAAGCGAAAAAUUUCAAAAUCCGUAACGUAUCUAAUCAAACCUCUCAUCCCGAGCCCAAACACAAUAAAAAAAAUAAACAGCUUAAUAAGUCAGUCACCUUCAGCUUCGUUAAAACGUACCAUCCUGUAGAAACACCUCCGGACACCCCAAAUAUUCGCAGACUUUUACCCGUUCCUGUUAGCUGCACUAGUUCCAUCGGAGAAAACGACUCCGAACCGUGCACAAACCCCGAAAUUAAAAGCGCUCGAGGAGUUUUCAGUGGUGACGGAUGUAGUGACGUGUUUGAAAGUUUUCAAGAAACUUUCAGCACGCAUUUUCCAGAUUGUAGUUGUGAAAAUGAAGUUUUUUUAAAAGAAAAGUUUCUCAAAUAUGAAUCUAAAGAUAGUUCCACUACUGAAAAUAAAACUCCUAUCCCCGAUAUUGAAAACCCCGCUUCUGAUUUAUUUCCAUAUGUAAAUAAUAAAAGGCGUUCAAGUAUAUUAACUAAAACUGCAGCUAUAGACAAAAGCAGCGAUAACUCUGAUCUUUCCACUAACGAUGAAUUUUCAGAUAAUAAUACUCCAAAUAAUGCUAUAUCUCCACCCCUAGUACCUUCUUCAUUAUUUAAAAUGUGUAGUGUAGAUAACAAUAGUAGUGCUAGCCAACCUUCUAAUGAUACCAAAAUUAUUAGUACCGAAUACGGCUAUAGAACUAUGAACUCCAGAGGUGCUAGGGAAAGAGACCAUGAACAUAGGGAACCCAUAGAGCCUCUUGACCCGCAUCACAACUAUCAUUUAAAUCACAACCAGCAUCACCAUCACCACCACCAUCAUCACCACCACAGAGAGAGUAGCGUCAAGAGAGGACAGUUUACAAGGAGUUUAUCGAACACCGAACCACCAGUAGAAGAAAAAACCGAUGGAAGCUUAAGUGAUACUGCUGUAAGUCAUCUGCAUGGCCUUGAAGUUCCUCAAAAAGAUAUGGGAAGGAAAGAUGGUCCACGGGAUCGAGAUAGGGACAGAACGGGACAGUUUGUUGGUCUUAGUAAAAAAAGUAAUUCUACCAGCCAAUUGUCCGCGACAGACAUUGGGGUGCAUAGAAAAAGGGUAACUUCAACAGUUAGCAGCAUACAACGAUCGCAAGAGGUGGUGCCUAGCAUACCAACUAGAUCUUCAGACUGCAGUCAGAGAGCAUCUAGUCUUAACUCCAUUUCUAGUUCAGAAGGAUCUUCGUGGUCGCCUUCGCUGCGGCUAACAGCAGCUGGUGAAGGUCAGCUAGCAGAAUUUAUCGAAGGUUUAGGUCCUGGACAGCUAGUAGGCAGGCAAGUGUUGGGAUCACCGUCUCUAGGAGAUAUCCAGUUAGCUCUUUGUCAUCAAAAAGGGUUUUUGGAGGUUGAAGUUGUUCGAGCGCGAGAUCUGCAGUCCAGAGCCGGUUCGAAAGUGUUACCAGCUCCUUAUGUAAAAGUAUAUCUAGUUAAUGGUAAAAAAUGUAUAGCUAAAGCGAAAACAACAACGUCUCGAAGAACACUAGAUCCUUGGUACCAACAACAAUUAGCAUUUAAGGAAAAUAUUCAAGGCUGUAUAUUACAAGUGACCGUAUGGGGUGAUUAUGGUAGGCUAGAAGGCAAGAAAAUUUUCAUGGGGGUAGCGCAAAUAAUGCUCGACGAUCUCAAUUUGAAAAACAUCGUUGAGGGCUGGUACAAAUUAUUCGGAACGACCUCCCUGGUUAGUGGUGCCCCCUCUCUAGGUCUAUCUAGUCGGGGAUCCUCGGCUAGCCUUGAUUCUAUCAAGUUAUAA